Arachis stenosperma is the source of this 1287-nucleotide messenger RNA. RefSeq lists its product as uncharacterized. Gene Ontology annotation, biological process: protein folding. The transcript is spliced from 2 exons. Gene Ontology annotation, molecular function: alpha-tubulin binding. Bases 146 to 1060 code for a protein of 304 amino acids. The record is from RefSeq and is a predicted model, not a curated record. NCBI's taxonomy places the organism in Eukaryota, Viridiplantae, Streptophyta, Magnoliopsida, Fabales, Fabaceae.
CAAGGAUAUAGGAUCCUAUGCAUGUUUGGUAACAUGUAGUCAAUCACGCACUUGUUCCUUGUUCGUGUAUGGAGAUGCAGAGGGGUGGUCACAUCAUAUUCCAAAAGGCUACCGAGUUAUUGUGCUAUAUUUUAAAGGAUCGAAGAUGGAUAUAAUUAGUGGAAAGAAUGCUGGGUUUUUGAAGGGGUUGAAAAGCCUCAGGAUCUUGAGAGUGGAAUUUCCUGAUCCAUACCGGUUCUAUCCGCUUCAUCGUAUGCACAUAUUACAUAUACUAGAACAUUCUGCAGAGGACAUAAAUAUUGAGGGGUUAAAGCAACUAAGACAUCUCCACAGUAGAUAUGCAGUGCACUUAUUAGUUGAUGAAGAAGGGGUAAAAGAAAAAAUGCAGAAUCUCCAAACCCUAUGCUAUGUGCAUCUCGAUUCACGACUAGAGUUCUUACUCGACAAUGGCUACUUUCCCAACUUGAGAACACUGGGUUUACAUUCAGCAGAAAGAAAGUUAAGUUGCUUACGCCGCUUGAGCAAUCUACGUGAAUUAAAACUUGAGCAUAUGACCUCUAAAUAUGUUCCAUUAGAUAACAAUGUAUUUCCGUCAAAUCUUACCAAGAUUACCUUGUCAUGGUAUGUGGGUUUCAGCACCAAAGCCAUGAAUGCUUUGGGACAAAUCCCCACCCUUCAAAAUUUGAAAUUAUAUGAAGUGCAAUGUAUGGAAGGAUUCCUUAAUUGUGGUACUGAUGAGAGGAGCUUUCGGGAGCUUCAAGUGAUUAUCAUGAAAAAGGUGCAGGUCAAAGGUCUUACAUUAGAAGGAGGUGCAAUGCCUUGCCUUCAACGUGCAGUCUUCCAUGAGUGCCCUGGCUUGAAGUUGGAGUACCUUCCUGAACAAAUGCGUUCCUCGGGUUGCAACUUGGAGUUUUCAGAACAUGUUGAGCAACGGCGUUCUUGGGUUGUAAAAACUUGGAGUUUUCAGAACAUGAACAAGAAUAAGAAGGUGAUGAUGAUACCGAUAAUGAUGAUGAUGAUGAUGAUACCGAUGAUGAUGAAGAUGAUGAUGAUUGAUUGAUAUUGAUUAAUUUUUGGAAAAGUCUAGGGGGCCAGCAGUUUUAUUGAAUUUUGGCAUUAAUGUUCACGUCGUCGUCAUUGCUUCUUUCCCAAAAGCAGAUUCAGCAUCACUCCAUCAUAUAUCUAUCAAAGUGCAUCUAUGCAAAAGCUGGGGAGAUUCAGAAAUUGAAACACCUUGGCAGUAUUAUCAAAGUGCACUUAUUAGCAGAAGGUGAAGGAGAAACAGAC